AUGACUUCUAAUGAUGACCGCGAGCUUUCCGCUACUUUAGAUACGGAUACGGACACGUCUAUCGACGGUGAGACGGACAUGAGUAUUGACGACGAGACAAGUUCUACCACGACAGUAGAUGCACUUCCCGAGCUACACAUACGCAUCAAGAACAUGCUCUUGCCGCUCAAGAUCCUCGCGCCGACCCUCUACGCACUUGUACGCAUCGGUUUCGUCCACUCCUCUCUCGAGUUACUAGAUUACAGUUUCUUCAUCCCUCUCCUACUCAUCUUCCUCCUCGCCACCAUCACCGAUUGCACCCGCUCCCGCGCCGAUCAAGCACGCAAAGCGCACGCGUCGCAGUUCAAACAGUACACCAUUAUGCUCGGCGAAGCAGGAACAGCGCUCCAGGCUAGCAACGAAGCUAUCGUCGAACUUCGACAAGGACAGGAAAUGUGCCAACGCAGCUGGGAAGAAGCGACAAGCGAACUGAAGCAAGUGUACGAAAAGCUCAACCAAUCGCAAAGGCAACGAAUUAAAGAGUACGAUGAGCUACGCAGAAAUACCAACGAUAUGCAAAUAGUGUCCUACCAGGCGCGAUACGAGCACCAGCAACUCCUCAUCGACACGUUGACCAAGCUCGUCAAGAAGUUCAAGAACGUCCCGGUACCCAAGGUAAAGGGCGUGAGUCCUAGUAAGGCGAAUACCAACACAUUGACGGGGCCGUUGGAGCGCCUCGCUAUGGUACUGAGACGUGCUCAGCAUACGACGGAGAAACGGGUAGCGGUGGCUGAGAAGAUCAAAGCCGUGCUUGAGCGGGAGGAGUUGUCGACACCAGAGAUCAAUGAGUUGAUCGGGGACGCGGAGAAGGAUUUGAAGGACGCUCCGAGUACGCCGUUGCAGCAGGCUCCUCUCGAUGGCUCUGGACUCUCUACAACGACAGACUCAGUCACGGAUGAUGCGUUCGAGGUCAAGCUGGAUGCGCACUUUGAGAGGUUGGAUGCGUUUCUCCAGAGCGUUGCGACUAAAUCAGGGGAAGAGGAGGACAAGGGUGACGACACGCAUGGUGCAGGUUACGGCGAAGUUUCUUCGACUCUGGAGUAA
Messenger RNA from Cucurbitaria berberidis CBS 394.84, 1083 nucleotides. RefSeq lists its product as uncharacterized. Bases 1 to 1083 code for a protein of 360 amino acids. The record is from RefSeq and is a predicted model, not a curated record. Lineage: Eukaryota; Fungi; Ascomycota; Dothideomycetes; Pleosporales; Cucurbitariaceae. The transcript has a single exon.